UGAAGGCAGAGAGUCUGACAGCAGCUCCCAGCUUCAGCACCAGCAUCUGGCAUCACCUCUCCACUCUCUGGGCACUGUGCAAGGACAUGGCCAGCACCAUCCAUGGCGUGGAGCCGGAAACUGGAGGAAACGAGCCUCUUAAAUUCAUCAGCAAAGAAGAGGCGAAGGAAAUGGAGAAGGAGCUUCAUGAGGAAUAUCGAUUCGGGAAGCAGCAGCUGAUCGAGAUGGCGGGCUACAGCUGCGCCAUGGCUAUCACAAAGGCUUAUCCACGGGGGUCUCUCCACAGGAAGCAGCCAACCAUACUGGUGAUUUGUGGCCAGGAGCAGAACGGAGCUAUCGGCCUGGUGUGUGCUAGGCACCUUCGCACAUUCGGAUAUGAACCAACCAUCUAUUACCCCAAACGUUCCUGCAAAUCCAUCUUUUUGGACUUCACGGUUCAGUGUGAGAAGUUGGACAUUCCAUUUCUCUCCUACCUUCCGAAUGAGGUGCAGCUGAUAAAUGAUGCCUACAACCUGAUCAUAGAUGCAGUGCUGGGGCUCUCAGAUGAGGUGGGCCUGAAGGAGCUGUAUUUCAAUAUCCUGACUACAAUGAAACAUGUGAAAAUACCUGUAAUCAGCAUUGAUGUCCCCUCAGGCUGGGACGCAGAGAACGGGAAAGGCGAUGGCAUCAGUCCUGAGGUCCUCAUUUCCCUGGCUGCACCGAAGAAAUGUGCCACCCAGUUUUCUGGCAAAUACCAUUUUCUAGCUGGUCGUUACUUGCCCUAUGACCUACAGAAGAAAUAUGACCUCAACCUCCCAGAUUACCCUGGAACUGACUGCAUAGUACAACUUUAAGGGGUUACAUUAAAAUGACAGACGUAAACCAAGAGAGGACUGACCCUAACUAGAAUCUCACUUGGAUAAGCGUUCUGUCCACUCCUGCAGUGGGAGAUGCACUCUCCAGAAAUCCUACAAGUAGCUCAUCAAGUUCCUUAAAGCCCCAGAAUUUGCAUCUCCUCAGGGAGGGAGGGUGUUCUAGAUCAGAACAGUUCCAUUUUGUUUAGAUUAUCUGGUCUAAGUUGUGUGUUGCAAUUUGUAAUGUUUUAUUUUUAACUUUUAUCAAAGCUCUUUUUAUGGCAGAGAAUGACCUUUAUGUAAUUUCAAGAAACAGUGAACUUUUGGCUAGGCCAAAGCUUGGUGUAUUCCUUUGUGACACUUUUGACCGUGCAGUUUACAGCUUCUAAUGGUUAUGUUGCAGGAGACCAGAGCAUUUCCUGUAUCUGUAGCCUUUCUAUAAUCCUAGGUACAAACAAGAGAAAAUCUGCAGAUGCUGGAAAUCCGAGCAACACACACAAGACGGUAGAGGAACUCAGCAGGCCAGGCAGCAUUUUGUGUGUGUUGCCAUAAUCCUAGGUUUAAUUCUGUUUAAUUCUGGAGGUGGAAGUGGGAAUGAUAUUGCAGACAUUGGGAAUGUUCCUACUUUGAUCUGCUUUUUACAAGGACCUUGACCGUGGUAACACUAAGCAGUGUGAAGGUAGUGAGCGGAUGGGAGUCCCAUUCCUGAGCCCUCACAAAUCUCCACCCCGCUCCUUAUCAGCCAUCUGAUGGCAAUGCCAUACAGGGUAGUAUUAGUUGACAAUAGUAGUCACUAUAGUUGGCCAAGUCUCCCAGUUUCUACUGACUCACAGGAAGGAGCCAAAAGAAAAAAGGGUCACUUGGGUUUAUGAACUUUCCUCUGGACUGGUGAUCAGAUAGGAAUGGUACAAAACUUUGGGGAAGCUAUGGAAAAGAACUUCGAUUGCAUUAUGAUCAAAAUCUCCCCAAAGCAUUAGUGAACACCAGUGUUAAUGUGAUCUUACAUGACAUGAUUGUUUUUGCACUGGGUUGAAUAGGGAUUUUGGUACAUGUCUGGUUACAGAGGAAAGAUAGAUAUGGAGGAGAGGGAAACAAAAGGGAGGAUGUACAAACUCAGCAGUAAUUCAGUGGAAAUGGGAAAAGAAGAAAAACUGGAUAAAUGGAGGCAACCAGGCUUCCCAAACUUCUCCAGGACUCAACAUUUAUCAACAAGAUCUUACUAGGCUUCAAUAAUAUUAGUGAGAGAAGCCACCAGAGGCAAAGAGGAUAGAUGGAUUGCAAUAGGUUUGGGAAAUGUGAUGACUAAUUUCAGGCCUCAAGAGAUGAAGUCACAAGGAGACAUCACUUUGUCUUUGAGGGAGUUAUGUAUUGAUGAGAUAAGAGGUCAUCAGGUGGUGCAGUGAGCUAAGAACAUGGGUUAGCAGUCAAGCUAAUACAGUUCAUGUGAAAAAAUGAUUUGGCUUUCCUCCUUUAGAAUGAAGCCCCAAAAAUAUGUCAUCCCAGUGAUCAAAGAAGGGGUCAAUUUCUGUCUUGAUAAUGAAAUGAAGGUCAUAGUGAAUGAUACCUGGGAUAGGCCAGAUGGCCAAUGUAUACAGGAGGGCCAAGAUCUUACUGAAUGGUGGAGAAGUCUUGAGGAACUGUAUGGUCAACCCUCGCUAGUGCUCACUAAUUUUCUAGCCUUCUCUGAUUCAGGAUUCCCUAGUCAGUGGUCUGUCAGCACUUAAACAACACAGACAGGUUAUUAUUAUAAAAAAAGUUGCAUCCCUGAAAUUUCAGCUUCUGGGCUGAUACUGCCUGACCCAGUACAAUUUCUGCUCCCUUUUCAGAUCUUUAUUACCUAAGGCUUCUACUGUCUAUUUUGCAAGUUCAUUAUGCUUAGAAUAUGUGCUCACUGUAGAAGUUUAAUAAAUCAUCCCGUAACAUUGCUUCUGAGGAGCUAAGACAUCAGGUGAAGUGGUCCUGGGGGGAAGGAGUAAUUAGUAUGGGGAUAUACAGAUAUAAUUAGAUCCCCUAUUUAUCUGGACUUUAAAUUUCAGAUUUUGCAUUAUAAAAUUCUGAGUUUCACAUUAAUAAUGGCAACAGUGCACGUAAACAUGACAAACUGUGAUUACUCACUCUUGCUAGUGUUGGUGCUGGGAUUCUAGCCUGAUAAGUUAAUAAAUGUGAGCUCAGGAUUUCAUACUGCAGAAGAAAGGGUUUUUAAUAUAUUGCAUAUAUAAAUAUAUAUUGAUGGAUUAUAAUAUAUGGUUUAGUUUUUUUGCACUUUUGAUGGUGUUUUUUGAAGCUGGGUGGUUUAUUCAGUAGUUGUAGUCAUUGGGUAUAAGACAUAGGCACAACAUUCCAUCUCUCUUACGCUACUAAUAAACUAGCUUAUGUGAGACAAGGUUCACAUUCCAGUUUGCAGUAGGAGCAGGGCUGUUCUCAUUGGAAGCUCACUUCGUGCACAUAAUCCAAAAUACUUUAUUGAUGUGACAGGGUAGAGAGAGCCUAAUUUGAUAUCUGAGCCAUCUUUGACAAUCUUUGCUCUGUGUCUAACCUGUGGUGCCCUUACCCUGGGACUGAUUGAUGUAACAGUGUAGAAGAAGCUUUAUUUUGUAUCUAACAUGGGAAUGAUUGGGGAAAAACAGUGUAGAGGGAGUUUUACUCUGUAAUUCCUUAAUAGGUUCACUCUGUCAGGAUCUGUUGUUAUUUUGCUAAAAAUGUGAGUAAAUGUUCUCUCUCAAUGACUAAUAAGAUCAAAUUCCAAAUAUAAAAUUCUAGGCCUGGUUGAUCUUCAUAUCUCUAUUGAUCUGCUCAAUCCCAAAUGUGACCUAUUUAUUGUUGUCAGCAAGAAAUAUUUAAUGAGCUUUAUCUGUCACAGUCACAGAGGUAACAAAUCAACUGAUUCCACGCUACACACUUAUGCGGUAUCUCUCUACUGUUAUCAUCACCUACUUAGCAUUCAUGAACUGUCGUUAAUCUCCGAUGCCUAAAUUUUAGGGACUGUCUGUAAACUCUGCCCAGCUCUGAACAGACGCUCCAUUGUGGAUAAGGGAAGAAAAUUUUAAUGUUCUUGCUUUGCCAGAUCCUGGAUUGUUGUCGACUCAUUGAGGCUUGUAAUAAAUAACAGUC
This is a messenger RNA of Mobula hypostoma (lesser devil ray), 3944 nucleotides long. RefSeq names its product YjeF N-terminal domain containing 3 (gene yjefn3). Gene Ontology annotation, cellular component: mitochondrion. The record is from RefSeq and is a predicted model, not a curated record. The transcript is spliced from 6 exons. The coding region runs from base 87 to 833 and encodes 248 amino acids. NCBI's taxonomy places the organism in Eukaryota, Metazoa, Chordata, Chondrichthyes, Myliobatiformes, Myliobatidae. Gene Ontology annotation, molecular function: NAD(P)HX epimerase activity.